AUGUCCAGCGCCAUCUCCCAUGGUUCUGCUACACUGCGGCCGCGCGCCGUCCCCCUCCAGUCCGACAAGUCGGACGUGAGUCUCACUCCACCAGUUUCUCAGCUAGGCCCGGAUGCAAGUGGUCGAUCCACCCCCGUCCCUGAAGAUGCUCCUCCUUCGGCGCAUUCGAUUUCAACGGCUCGCAAGCAAGUGCGCGCGAGGAAUCGCCUCUUUUAUACCAUUGAUUAUGUGCCCCGUGUAUCCCAUUUUGAUCCAGAUAGCGAUUACCAUAAUUUCCGUGGGUUCUUUGUCCUCUUUUGGAUCUCACUCGUUAUUAUGGUUGUUACUACUGUGCUGCGCAAUAUUAAGGACACCGGAUACCCACUGCGAGUACGGGUGUGGAGUUUGCUGAGCGCCAAUGUGUGGGAAUUAGGCUUGAGUGAUCUUGCUAUGGUUGUGAGCUCGAGUCUGGUCCUACCCUUGCACCGGCUGUACCGGCGCGGCCCUCGUUGGUUGCAGUGGGCGCGUGGAGGUAGGGUUGUGCAAAGCAUCGGCGAGGCCUUAUGGCUAGCUGUUUGGAUCAACUGGCCGUUUAUGCGUAUUUGGACCUGGACUGCCCAGGUCUUCUUCACUCUCCAUGUCCUAACCAUUCUCAUGAAGCUGCACUCAUACGCCUUUUACAAUGGCCACCUCAGUACAACCGAGCGCCGUCUUGCAGACCUAGACAAAGCAGACAACGUGGUCCCUAGCUCGCCUAAGGCAGUCCACUACCCGGAACCCCAACGCCGUCGUCCAUCUAUGAAGCAGCUGCACGAUGACACAGAUAUUACAGAGCCCCUGGUCCGUCUACGCGAAGAUCUAGCCACAGAGCUCACCUCCCCACUGGGAAAUAUCUCGUACCCCCAAAACCUCUAUAUAGGAAACUAUGUAGACUUCCUCUUUUGCCCAACCCUCUGUUACGAGCUCGAGUACCCACGUCGACUUGAACGCCGCUGGUCAGAAAUCGCUUACAAGACCGCGGCUGUGUUCGGAUGUAUCUUCCUGCUCACCCUGACCAGCGAAGAAUUCAUCGUGCCGGUCUUAAGCGAAGCCAGUACCCAGCUCCAAGCAUUCCCAAACCUCGCGGACAAAGCCCUCGUCCUAGCUGAGACUAUCAGCAUGCUCCUUUUCCCUUUCAUGAUCACAUUCCUCCUAGUCUUCCUUGUCAUCUUCGAAUACGUCCUCGGUGCAUUCGCAGAGCUAACCCGGUUCGCGGACCGACACUUCUACUCGGACUGGUGGAAUUCGUGUGACUGGCUCGAAUUCUCUCGGGAAUGGAAUGUCCCCGUCCAUCACUUCCUUUUCCGUCACGUCUACUUCCCUGCUCGAUCUGCCUUUUCUCAACCCGUCGCCAUGCUCAUCACAUUCCUGGUUAGCGCUGUGUUCCACGAACUGGUCAUGAGCUGCAUUACCAAGAAGCUUCGUGGCUACGGGUUUAUGGCUAUGAUGCUCCAGUUGCCCAUCGUUGCUAUCCAGAAGUCUCGAUUCUUCAGAGGUCGGACUGUUCUUAACAACGUCUUCUUCUGGUUCUCGAUGAUCCUGGGUCUUUCGAUGAUGUGUGUAUUCUAUGUCUUGGUUUGA
Penicillium longicatenatum is the source of this 1599-nucleotide messenger RNA. RefSeq names its product putative sterol o-acyltransferase (APE2). Gene Ontology annotation, cellular component: endoplasmic reticulum membrane. NCBI's taxonomy places the organism in Eukaryota, Fungi, Ascomycota, Eurotiomycetes, Eurotiales, Aspergillaceae. The record is from RefSeq and is a predicted model, not a curated record. Gene Ontology annotation, molecular function: ergosterol O-acyltransferase activity. The coding region runs from base 1 to 1599 and encodes 532 amino acids. The transcript has 5 exons. Gene Ontology annotation, biological process: ergosterol metabolic process.